Molecule: messenger RNA, 2865 nt
Organism: Microbotryum saponariae
Lineage: Eukaryota; Fungi; Basidiomycota; Microbotryomycetes; Microbotryales; Microbotryaceae
Source: the annotation of a GenBank genome assembly
AUGGAUGAAGCAGGUAAGAUACGCGGCUCAGCUCCCCUAUCCUUUCCCGUGUCCUGUUGCGCUCGGCGAGCUCGGUCAAGGCUACGUCAAGCGGUGUCAUUGCCAAGCCUAACAAGUGCUCGCGCCCGCGCUGCGCUCCCCGGCCGAUUCCCACCACCGGCGGGACCCCUGGCUGGCAGUCCACGAGCCCACUUGGAGUCGAUGCGUUGCAACCCCCACUGACACUGUCCAUCUCACUAUCAUCGUUCAGGAUUCCAUGCCCGUCGCAAAGGUCAGUUGUUCCUUUCAACUUGGUCCCACUGGCUGCACGCGACCGGUCGCCCUGGGAGGCUGGGUCCCUUGCGCCUCGGCCUGAUUGGCGCGAGCCUCGGCAGCACCGGCCACAAACUUCCCAGAGUGAUCUCAUCGUGCUGAUCCCGCAUUCCUCUCCUAAAUCUUGCUAUCCUACCUCUUCAGCCGACCGCGAGGCCAAAGCUGCCUUUCUCCGCGGCAAGUUGGGUGGCAUCAAUGCCGUACAGCCGAUGCAGGACGGUCAACAGAACGAGCAAUCGGCCCUACCCGCGCACGAUGAGGAGCUGCACGAUCAGCACCCGGAGGCCUCCAACGCCUAUGCGAUGCCGGGCUACAAACCCCCUCCUGCACACGCCACCGCUGCUGAACUUCCCGGGCCAGGCACACUCGCCCAACCGGCUCCGUUGCCCCAGUCCAACGCGAAGCGACAAAUGUUGCCUCAUUUGCAGAUGAUGUCAGUCGAGCAACCUGAUCGCUCGCCGAGAGAAGUUCCUGACUCGCCCGGUCUAUCUCUCCAACAACAGGACCGGACCAAUGCUUCGUUACGAUACCGUCAAGGAUGGUAUCUAUCACGCCUUCUUGAUGAUUGUCGUCGCAGCUUCGAAUAGCGAUACAGCGCCGUGAGUAGCGCCUCGUGUCGAUCUGUAGAGGCGGCUCCGAGCUAAGCCCAGAAUUGCGGUGAUUACCACAGGAUUCCGCCCUGCCUUUUGCUCGAAUGGGAUGCUUCAGCUCAACACAUCGGCUUCGAGCAUCAGUUCGAGCACCUCACCCUCUCGGAGCAGGAGAAGGAAGAGAAAGUGAACCGUCGCGCCGUCGCGGGUCUCAAAAUCUUCACCUACUACGGCCUCAAUGGCGCGAAUGACUUUUGGAGGUUCAAGAUCGAGGUCCCUUUGAGUGAGCGGGAGGAGGAAGUCUUUUACUCGAUCAACGUAAGCUUUUCGGCUUUUUUCGUGAUCACGAAGAGGCUUUCCUGACCUCAUACUCUGUCCAUGUCGCGAAUGCAGAAAGGGCCCGAGAACUCGUUCUUUGUCCCGGCAAAGAAUCAAAAUAUGCGAUGGGUCGGACAUUCGUGCAACGGCUUCAGUGGUGGAGUCGACACGGCGGCGUUCAACGGACCGGAUCCUCUGUGGCGCGAUGUCCUCCGCAAGCACGAGGAGAAGUCCCUUCACGUGCUCAUCGGUGGCGGUGACCAGCUUUACUGCGACCCUUUGACGAUGGAGCCCGAGAUCGCACCUUGGAUCAACGAGCCUGAUCCGGAGAAGAAGCGCAAGGCCCCCUUGACCGACGACAUCCGCCUCGCCUUGGACAGGUUCUUCUUCAACAAGUACUGCAGCUGGUUCCGCUCCGGCGCGUUCGGGCAAGCGAUUGCCCGCAUCCCCAUGCUCAACAUCUGCGACGAUCACGACAUCAUCGAUGGCUUUGGCUCGUACGACGACGCGACGCAAGCGUGCCCCAUCUUCAGCACGAUUGGUGCGCGAGGCAUGUUUUGGUUCUUGCUCUUCCAGCAGUUCAUCGUCGACGAGAUUGAUGGGCUGCCGACGACGUUUGGCCAGCACCCUUCGAAGAGCACCAUCAUUGGAGGUCCGGGAGCUUGGAUCCCUACCCCUUCGCACUCGUUCUUGAGCUACUUGGGUCCCCAGGUCUACAUCUGCUUGCUCGACUGUCGCUCCGAGAGGAAGAAGGACCAAAUAUGUUCGAGGUUGACGUACGAUCGCGUGUUUGCCGAAUUGAGGGCGCUGCCGGAUGAGGUGGAUCAUCUGGUCAUGCUGCUUGGUUAGUCGAUUCACACGCAUUCUUUUGCGCCGUUUGUCCGAGGCUGACCGCGACUCUGCCUUUGUAUCCUCAAACAGGUGUGCCAAUUCUCUACCCGCGUAUGGGCUUGAUCGAAAAGACGCUCGAGUCCAAAUGGAACCCGAUGACCCUGGCCGCCAAGACGGGCCUGAUGCCGAGCGCGGUCAACAAGUUCAACAAGGACGCCGAGUUGCUUGACGACUUGAACGAUCAUUGGUGCGCGUCGCUGCACAAGACCGAACGCAACUGGUUCAUUGAGGUGAGCGCUCAUUCAUUCCGAAUAAGUCUCCCCGCGAGAGAAACUGACCAUUUCGCGAAUGUUUCGGCGUUGCACAGGAACUGCAAAAAAUCCAACUCGACCGUCGAAUGCGAGUGACGUUCCUCUCCGGUGACGUGCACGCGACGUGCGUGUCCAAGCUCUUCACGCACAGCAAGAAGAUCGAACCCCGUGUCGAUCCACGCUACAUGCUUCAGAUCGUCUCCUCGGCGAUCGUCAACACCCCUCCUCCUCCACCCGUCAUUACGAUGGUCAGCACCUUCGGGAAGAAGAAGCACAAGACCCUGCAUCACGCCGACACAGACGAGGAAUUGAUCCCGAUCUUUGAGACCGAUACGGACGAUUCCAAGUUGAAGCAGAACACGGUGAUGGGGAGACGUAAUUACGUUUUGGUCGACCAUCAUCACGAGAGCGGGGAGUUGGGGUGGUUGAUCCAGGUGGAGGUUAAGCAGGGGUCCGGUACGACCAAGGCUUAUGGGAUUCAGGCACCGCCGCCGGGUUGGUGA